CAUGGCCAUCCUUGCCGCGCUGCCUCGUCCUGUGAGUGAAUGAGCAGCAGGCUGUGCCCCCAGCAACCUGAUGUGGGGUGUGUUAGCAGCACCUACUAAUUUACAAGCGCUCAUUCCCACUCCCCAAAACCUUCGUUCUGCCUUCAUCCUCCCUGCAGCCUCAUAGCGUGUCUAUCUAGGUUGUGAGCUGUUGUGAAAGAUAAUUUAUUUGGCGAGAAAAGCAUUCUGCCAUGUCGUCGGGAGGUCAGCGGGGUCGUGGUAGAGGAGAUCGGGGCAAAGGCGGAGACCGUGGUCAGGGAGACCGUGGUCGGGGCCGCGGCGGUGCUCCCAGAGGUGGAGGUGCAGGCCGAGGCUCGACCACUGAGCUCCCUAUCCGUCCCGGUCCCAGUGAUGGCGGUUUUAGAGGUCGGGGAGGAAGAGGUGAUGGUGGUGGUGGGAGGGGAUUUGAUGGGGGCCGUGGACGUGGUUCAGAUAAUAGGGGACGGGGAAGAGGGUUUGAUGGGGGCCGUGGUGGUGGACGUGGUGGCCGCGGAGGUCGGGGAGGAGGGAGAGGCGGUUUUGAUCAAGGCCCGUCGUCCGGGUGGACCGGUCCCUACCCCCAGUCCCCAGGUCGAGAAAACGGAAAACGCUAUCGGAGCAGCGGUGCUUGCGAAGAAGCAGAAGAAAACUGCGGAGUGGCCGCUGCGGCCUGGUUUUGGCACCCAGGGACGGCCUGUCACGCUGUACGCAAACUAUUUUGAGCUAAAGUCGGUGGGGAAGCAGCUAUACCGCUACCACAUCGAUAUCUCAGGCGACGCAGCUGGUAGGAAGCCUACCGGCAAGAAAGCCCGUCACAUCGUGCGAUUGUUUCUCGAAGAACAUUUGGCUCAGUUCCGUAACAGUGUUGUUACCGACUAUGUAUCCACGCUUAUUGCAAACCAGAAGAUCCUGAUCGAACAGGAGGCCGUCGAAUAUGAUGUUCGCUACCGGGAUGAAUAUGAGGACGAGUACCCCGAGGAUCCUAAGGUCUACCGGGUGAGGUGCCAAUAUACAGGCACCCUCAACCCAUCAGACCUCCUGAACUAUCUCACAUCUUCAGAUGCUGCUGCCAUGUUUGCAUCCAAGGCCGACGUUAUACAGGCCAUGAAUAUCAUCCUGGGCUUUCAACCCAAGAGUGAUCCGACCAUCGCUUCUGUCGGUGCCAAUAAGCACUAUGCUAUCUGUGGAGGUCGUGAGGAGAAAUAUUCUCUCGGUGACGGGCUGGAGGCACUCCGGGGCUUCUUUGUCAGUGUUCGUGCCGCAACUUCGCGUCUUCUGGUGAACGUACAGGUCAAGUACGUUGCCUGCUACCAAGAAGGCCCGCUGGCGCACAUCUUCGCGUUGUAUGAGCCAUUCCGCCCUCGUGAGCUCAACAACUUGCGUCGGUUCAUUCGCACCUUGAGGGUUCAGGUGACUCAUAUCAAGAAGACCAACAAGAAAGGUCAAGCUAUUCCACGGUUCAAGCGCAUUGCUGGUGUUGCAAUUCCGAGAGACGGUGCCUCGCAGCCAAUGCCUCCCAAAGUGCCAAGACUUGGUGCAGGCCCUAAAGAGGUGGAAUUCUUCCUUGACGCUCCAGGUCAACAGCCGUCGGCAUCACAGCAGACUUCUCGCUCGAAGAAAGGAAAGAAGCCCGUUAAGGCGGGACCUCAGCCGGCUGGCAAGUAUAUCAGUGUUGCAGACUUCUUCCUCCAAAAUUACAACAUCCAAUGCGACCCAAAGAUGCCCGUAGUGAACGUCGGCACUAGAGAGAAUCCGAGCUAUCUGCCCGUCGAAGUGUGUGAGGUCGUGCCUGGUCAGCAGGCUAACACCAAGCUUACACCUAACCAAACGCGGAACAUGCUAAACUUUGCUGUGCGAGGCCCACCGCAAAAUGCUCAAUCAAUUGUGGCGCAAGGGACAGAAGUGUUGGGUCUGGGAGCGUCACCAAAUCCCACCCUCGUGGACUUCGGCAUCCAGAAUGAUCCUCGGCUAAUAACCGUACCUGGACGAGUACUACCGGCGCCUAGCGUUCUGUACAGGGACGAGAGCAAGCCGAGUCAAAAGCAAAUCAAGCCCUAUUCAGGAAGUUGGAACAUGAGAUCGAUUCGGUUUUCGACCUCCACAAAGCUGCCUUCUUGGACUUGGCUUGCCUUGGACUACGAAGGCGCGAAAUAUCCGGCCAUCAGGCCCGAAGACUUGAGCGCCAACCUCAAAGGCUUUACGGACAAGUUGAACGAGAUCGGCGUGAAUGCCAGCCCACCAAAGACUGGACAAACUCUACUUUUGACGAGGAGAGGAUAUGAUGAGGAGAUUAGAGAGUAUAAUACAAAGGCCAUCGACAGAGCCGUUGCCGAGCUCAUUGAGAGACACCAGCCCAUGCUCAUACUGACGGUCCUUCCGGGCAACGACGCUGAUAUCUAUAAUAUUGUUAAGAGGGCCUGCGAUUUGACGCACGGCGUCCGCAAUGUCAACGUCGUUGCCGACAAAUUCAGAAAGUCUAAUGAUCAGUAUUGGGCAAACGUCGGGCUCAAGUUCAACCUCAAGCUGGGAGGAAACAACCAGCUAAUUGAUCCCAAAGAGCUAGGCCUCAUUGGACAGAAAAAGACCAUGCUCGUCGGUGUUGACGUCACCCACCCGUCCCCUGGGUCCUCCUCCGCAGCCCCUAGUGUUGCUGGCAUGGUUGCCUCCGUCGAUUCGACUCUCGGCCAAUGGCCCGCGGAACUCCGUAUUCAAAAGCCCCGGGAAGAGAUGGUCGCCGAACUCGACACCAUGCUGAAGGCCCACCUUCGGCGCUGGGUUCGUAACCGGAAGACCUACCCGGAGAACAUCAUCGUUUACCGCGACGGAGUCUCCGAAGGCCAGUACGAGCUCGUGGUGCAGCGCGAACUCCCUCUUCUCAAAGAAGCAUGCAAGGAAGUAUAUCCCGCCACCGACACCUCCAAGGGCCUCCCACGCAUCUCGAUCGUGGUUGUAGGUAAACGCCACCACACACGCUUCUACCCAACCAAGCUGGAGGACGCCGACAAAUUCGGCAACCCGGAAAACGGCACCGUCGUCGACCGCGGCGUCACCGAAGCCCGCAACUGGGAGUUCUACCUGCAGGCUCACACUGCCCUGAAGGGUACCGCUCGCCCAGCCCACUACUUUACCGUCUGGGACGAGGUCUUCUGCCGAGAGAAGGCCAUGCCCCCAUACGAAAAUGCCGCAGACAUCCUAGAAGGCCUCACCCACCGACUCUGCUACCUCUUCGGCAGAGCCACCAAGGCCGUUAGCAUCUGCCCGCCCGCCUACUACGCCGACCUGGUUUGUACCAGAGCUCGUUGCUACCUUAGCAAAGUCUUCGACGAAACCCCGACCGGAAGUGUCAUUACAGGCACUGACCCUGGCUCUUCUGCUCGGGAGUUCCUGAACGUCAAGAUCCAUCCGAAUGUUAGCGACACUAUGUUCUACAUCUAGGAUGUGAAGAAGAUGUUCGGAUAGACGUUGCUUAUGAGAACUACUACUUAUGAUAUUUGGAUAGUUGCUGAUUUGAGAUAAACCAUGCCUCUUUGCCCUUUGCCACGUGGAUGAUUGUUGAUGAUGAUGAUUUGGUUUGUUUAUCUUGAGUUACUACUAUCUGAUGUUUUGAGUGAAACCCCCCCAGAUUUUUUUUUUUUUUUUUUUUUUU
Aspergillus costaricaensis CBS 115574 is the source of this 3664-nucleotide messenger RNA. Its product is annotated as putative RNA interference and gene silencing protein (Qde2). Gene Ontology annotation, molecular function: RNA binding; protein binding. The record is from RefSeq and is a predicted model, not a curated record. The transcript is spliced from 4 exons. NCBI's taxonomy places the organism in Eukaryota, Fungi, Ascomycota, Eurotiomycetes, Eurotiales, Aspergillaceae. Bases 391 to 3453 code for a protein of 1020 amino acids.